AUGGCUACUCAAACGAUUAGUACCACUGGUAGAGAAGAGCUUGUAGUCUCGACUACUGGGUCUAGCAAUGGAACUGUGGAGCUCAGUUAUACUCCUGAACUCGAACGUAAUGUUCGAGCCUUGAAUCAUGAUAAUAUCAGUGAGCACUUCCCAGAUGUAUUCCCUAUUUCUGGACUUGGUUCUGGAAGCUCGUCUGCUUCAGAUAACGACCGUGAUCUUUUUGCUGGUCAUGAUGAAGAACAGAUCAAACUCAUGGAUGAAGUAUGCAUUGUUUUGGACUGGAAUGAUAAACCUAUUGGUGGAGCCAGCAAGAAAACGUGCCAUUUGAUGAGUAACAUCGACAAGGGUCUAUUACACCGGGCAUUCUCUGUAUUUCUGUUUAAUUCAAAGGGAGAACUGCUUCUUCAACAAAGAGCUGACGAAAAAAUCACAUUCCCCAGCCUGUGGACUAAUACCUGUUGCUCUCACCCUCUAGCAGUUCCUUCAGAGUUGGGUCAUGAUCUGCCCACUUCGAUUGCUGGUGUCAAGCAGGCUGCUCAAAGAAAGCUGGAUCAAGAGCUUGGUAUCAAGCCUGAAUAUGUAAGUUGA
This is a messenger RNA of Sugiyamaella lignohabitans, 588 nucleotides long. It is a transcript of the gene IDI1, whose product is annotated as isopentenyl-diphosphate delta-isomerase IDI1. The record is from RefSeq and is a predicted model, not a curated record. Gene Ontology annotation, molecular function: isopentenyl-diphosphate delta-isomerase activity. Bases 1 to 588 code for a protein of 195 amino acids. Gene Ontology annotation, biological process: isoprenoid biosynthetic process; isopentenyl diphosphate biosynthetic process. Gene Ontology annotation, cellular component: cytoplasm. The transcript has a single exon. Lineage: Eukaryota; Fungi; Ascomycota; Dipodascomycetes; Dipodascales; Trichomonascaceae.